This is a messenger RNA of Dromiciops gliroides (monito del monte), 7675 nucleotides long. RefSeq names its product zinc finger CCCH-type containing 7B (gene ZC3H7B). The record is from RefSeq and is a predicted model, not a curated record. Gene Ontology annotation, biological process: miRNA processing. The coding region runs from base 267 to 3248 and encodes 993 amino acids. Lineage: Eukaryota; Metazoa; Chordata; Mammalia; Microbiotheria; Microbiotheriidae. Gene Ontology annotation, molecular function: metal ion binding; protein binding; miRNA binding. The transcript is spliced from 23 exons.
AAGGGGGGGGGGCAGAGCGAGCGAGGGAGCGAGCGCGAGCGAGCCAGAGCGAGCCGCGGAAAUGAAAGUGAAGGGCUGAGCGGCCACAUGGAGGGAGCUGCCCGGCAGCAGUUCCGGGGGCACAAUGCUUCCUUCCAUAAUUAAAUAGCACUUACUCUUAUUAUUACUAAUAAUAAUAAUCUAAUCAUACCUCUAGUAAUACUAUAGCACUUAUCGAGGCCCGUUGGAGGCGCGGUGGGGGGACUGCCAAGCUGGGAAAGAGACUAAUGGAGAGGCAGAAAAGAAAGGAAGAAAUAGAAAAAGGACUUCAGUUCAUUCAGUCCACGAUAUCACUAAAGCAAGAAGAUUAUGAGGCCUUCCUCCACAAGUUGGUUUGGAACCUGUUUGCCGAGGGGAAUGACUUGUUCCGGGAGAAGGACUUCAAGCAGGCGUUGGUGCAGUAUGUGGAGGGGCUGAAUGUGGCUGACUAUGCUGCCUCCGACGAGGUGACCCUGCCCCGAGAGCUCCUCUGUAAGCUACACGUCAACCGAGCUGCCUGCUAUUUCAACAUGGGCCUGUAUGAGAAGGCACUGGAAGACAGUGAAAAGGCUCUGGGGCUAGACCCAGAGAACAUCCGAGCCUUGUUCCGGAAAGCCAGUUCCCUGAAUGAGCUGGGGCGCCACAAGGAAGCCUACGAGUGCAGUAAAACGUGCUCCAUCUCUCUCCCCCACGAUGAAAGCGUCACUCAGCUCAGUCGGGAGCUGGCCCAGAAGCUGAGGUUGCCGUGCAGAAAAGCCUAUAAGAGGCCUCAGGAAUUGGAAACCUUCUCACUGCUCAGUAACGGUACCUCGGCUCCCUUAGCAGAUCAGGGAACAUCCAAUGGACUUGGCUCUGUAGAUGACAUUGAAACAGACUGCUCCAUGGACCUAAGAUGUCUCACGGCCCCAACGACCGCUUCCAUCCCUGGCUGUGAUCUCACCCUCCUCUCUGACCCUGAGGCCAAGGGCUCCACCACAACCCUUUUCCCUCCCACCACUGACCUGCUGGCCCCUCCAGAAGGGGCUGGACCCGAGAGCGUGGAGGACUUCUCCGAUGGUGAUGUCUUUGGGCCAGAACUGGACUCCCUCCUGGAUUCAUUGUCUCUGGUACAAGGCCCCAUUCCAGCGACUGUACCCAGCGAAAUGCCCCAACGCAUCCCUGUGUUCCCGGGCGGGGCGCCCCUGUUGCCCGCUGUGGUGAGUGGCACCAUCCCUGUCUCCAAUCCACUCCCCCCUGCAUCCUUUGGCCUCGUCAUGGACCCCACCAAGAAGAUGGCCUCUUCUGUGCUGGAAGCCUUCGACUCUCCAGCCUCCUCACGGGACACCUUGGAUCCUCUGAACUUGCUUCCAUAUGCAGACAGUCAGCUUGAAGCCCUGGACAGCUUCGGGCCUGCCCGGGGCUCCCUGGACACCCUUGAUUCAUUCGUAGUAGAGGACACCUCCUCUCAGGACGCACGACCACCAAGCAGCACCCAGAAGCCACCCCCUGCACCAGCCAGCCUCAGCAGCACAAGUCACUCGCCUCUACCCAAAGCGGUCGAUGUGCCCCCCCAGCAAGAGUCGGCCACGCCCAAUACCGCCCUGCUUGUCAAGAACCCCCUGGCUUCUACCCAUGUCUUCAAGCAGGCCUGCACCCUCUGCUACCCCAAAACAGGUCCCAGGGCUGGUGACUAUACGUACCGGGAAGACCUUGAGCACAAGUGUAAACGGGAUGUCCUGCUGGGGAGGAUCCGAAACUCUGAGGACAAGACAUGGAAGCGGAUCCGGCCUCGGCCCACCAAGACCAGCUUUAUAGGCUCCUACUAUCUGUGCAAAGACAUGCUGAACAAGCAAGACUGUAAGUACGGAGAUAACUGCACCUUCGCCUACCAUCAGGAGGAGAUCGACGUGUGGACUGAGGAGAGGAAGGGGACCCUCAACAGAGACCUCCUCUUUGAUCCCCUUGGGGGAGUCAAGCGGGGCAACCUCACCAUUGCCAAGCUCCUCAAAGAGCACCAGGGAAUCUUCACCUUCCUCUGCGAGAUUUGUUUCGACAGUAAACCCCGGAUCAUUAGCAAGGAGACCAAGGACUCUCCUGCUGUCUGCUCCAACCUGGCUGCCAAGCAUAGAUUCCAUGACAACAAGUGUCUGGUCCACAUCGUGCGCUCCACGGCCCUGAAGUACUCGAAGAUCCGCCAGUUCCAAGAGCACUUCCAGUUCGACGUGUGCCGACACGAGGUGCGCUACGGCUGUCUGCGAGAGGACAGCUGCCACUUUGCCCACAGUUUCAUCGAACUCCGAGUCUGGUUAUUGCAGCAAUAUUCAGGUAUGACCCACGAGGACAUCGUCCAAGAGUCCAAUAAAUGCUGGCAGCAGAUGGAGGCCCACGCGGGCAAAGCUGCCAACAGUUUGGCCAGCUCUCGGAUCCCCCCACCCAGCACCUUUGACCUACAGAUGAAGUUUGUGUGUGGCCAGUGCUGGAGGAAUGGGCAGGUGGUGGAGCCCGACAAGGAUCUCAAAUAUUGCAGUGCCAAAGCCCCACACUGCUGGACCAAGGAGCGGCGAGUCCUGCUGGUGAUGUCCAAAGUCAAGAGGAAGUGGGUGUCCGUCCGACCGCUCCCAUCCAUCCGCAGCUUCCCUCAGCAGUAUGAUCUCUGCAUCCACGCCCAGAAUGGCCGCAAGUGUCAGUAUGUGGGGAACUGCUCCUUCGCCCACAGCCCAGAGGAGAGAGACAUGUGGACCUUCAUGAAAGAGAAUAAGAUCCUAGACAUGCAGCAGACCUAUGACAUGUGGCUGAAAAAGCACAACUCGGGGAAGCCUGGGGAAGGCACUCAGGUGGCCUCUCGGGAGGGCGAGAAGCAGAUCCAGAUGCCCACCGACUAUGCGGACAUCAUGAUGGGAUUCCACUGCUGGCUCUGUGGCAAAAACAGCAACAGCAAGAAGCAGUGGCAGCAGCACAUCCAGUCGGAGAAGCACAAAGAGAAGGUCUUCACAUCAGAUAGCGACUCCACCUGUUGGACCUUCCGCUUCCCCAUGGGCGAGUUCCGGCUGUGUGAAAGGUUCCAGAAAAAAAAGGCCUGUCCAGAUGGGGAGAAGUGUCGCUGUGCCCACGGGCAGGAGGAGCUGACUGAGUGGCUGGAUCGACGGGAGGUGUUGAGACAGAAACUGGCCAAGGCUCGCAAGGACAUGCUGCUCUGCCCGACGGACAAUGACUUUGGCAAAUACAACUUCCUAUGGCAGGACGGCGUAUAGGGGACCGGGGACGGCGCUCCGGGUGGGAGGGUGAGAUGAGGUUCCCGUGGCCUCCCCGGCGGCCUCUUGGGUCCCCCUUUUGUUAGACAUCCCUGCUCCAGGGGCCAAAGGGCGAGACCUCCUCGGCUCUUUGGCUCCCUCUGAUACUUAUGGCUUUGUUCCUUCUUCUCAAAUGAGUAUCAGAAAAAACAGGCUGGGGAAAGCAGAGGGGAUGGAGAAGGACUUGGGAAGUAGAUCUUGGGACAAACCUUUUCUCUCCCUGCAUUUCUCUAUGCACAUUCCCCUCUGAGUGGGGGCAGGAGUGCACCUACAUACAUGCACAUAAUCAGAAUAAUAAUAAUGAUAAUAACAGUAGCUCACAUCUCUAUAGUGUUUUCCCACAGUGACCCUGGGAGGUAGAUAGCUUAAGUAUUAGCAUCCCCAUUUUGCAGAUGGGGAAACUGAGAUUUAGAGAGGACAAAGUGGCUCGGCCACAGUUACACAGCCAGUCAGUGUUUGGAGACAGAGGGCACACACGCUCACACACACACACACACACACACAUACAGACUCUCUCUCUCUCUCUCUCUCUCUCUCUCUCUCUCUCUCUCUCUCUCUCUCUCUCUCUGCCCAGAUCAGUUAGACAUGUCCCGGGUCAUUAUUGUCCUUCUGUGGUAUUGGGUAGGUCUAUUGUCUCCCAGAGUAGGGUGGUACAGGGCAGACAGACACUGUCUAGUGGCUUCAACCCAAAGUUUUGUGUUUUGUUUCCAAAACCCUGGGUCACUGGCGUCAGGGACCCUCCAGGGUAGUCCCCCUGGGGUUUGGCUGAAUUGGUUUUCCCCACUCCUCUGGGCUCCUAAUCUCAGCCCUUCUCUCUGGGAUGCAGGAGAUGGGGACAGAGCCCAGCUGGAAACCUCAGAGAGCCCAGCUGCCCCGUUUAGCUUUAAGCCCCAGACAUCCUUCCCGGCCCACACGGCGGAGCUCAGUGUUCCCUUAGGCGUCACUCCCUUGCUGCCAAAGGAGACCGGCUUCUCUGGUCUUUCCCUCAGCCCUUUGUCCUUUUGGCUGGAGACACCCCUCCCACCUUUCUCGUGGCUCUGUUUUCCUUCUGUGCCCUACCCGGGGUCUGCACAGCUGUGAAACUUAUGGCUCUUCCUGUCCCUCCUCUUUUUUUUUUUUUUUUUUUUUUUUUGCGGGGCAAUGGGGAUUAAGUGACUUGCCCAGGGUCACACAGCUAGUAAGUGUCCUGAAUCCACUGCGCCACCUAGCCGCCCCCGCUGUCCCUCCUCCUAACCUGACUCUUGUCCCCUAUCUCUCUCCCCCUUCAGGAAUCCAAGAGACAGGUGGCAGAUGGAGCAGGGGGCAAGAGGGGUGGGUGGUGAUCCCAAUCCAGGACGUGUUAGGGGGCUUCUCCAGAGGCAGGACCAUGCAGACUGACCCUGAGUUCUCCCUGCCCCAGCCCACGAAUCCCCCAGAUUAUGAGCUAGACCUGGUUUAGGGGAGUGGAGAUGGAAAGCCAGCUGAGGGCAGGCUUGUCCUAGACAGCUCUUUCUUACCUGGAUCCCCAGGACAUCUUCCUAACCAGGGCCAGCCUUGCCCAGAGUUCAAAGAGAUUUCAUUGGAUGUCUGAAUGUCCGAAUAACUCAGGCAGAGUGAUAUAGCCCCUCCCACUCCUGCCCCUACCCACAACUCUGAUAUCAGUUGGGGAAAGGGACCCUGCUGAGCAUAAAUGGAGGGGGGGCUGGUGUGUGAGGGGGCCCCUCUCCUGUCACCCUCCUGGGCCACUUCUGACAGAAAUCGCCCCAAUUUCUCCAGCCCUGUUCAAAUUUAUGAAGCGCUCCCAGUGAGGGGGGUGGGGCGGUAUUCUGGACAUUUCACAGAGGAAGAAACUGAGUCACCCUCACCUGGUCACACAGCUAGCAAAUAUGAAAGCACUUUGAUUCCCCGGGCAUCUCUGCUGCUAGCCAGCCAGGACCUUUCCCGGGACCAUGGACAGCAGCACCAGGACCCCACAGACAAACAUGAGUUCUGAACCCACCUCUGCCAAACUUGCUGUGUGACCUUCAGUAAGUCACUUCCCUGUUCUGGCCCUCAGCUUCCUCCUCUGUAAAAUCUGGGGUUUGGACGAGAUGGCCUCUCAGGGCACUUGCAGCUUUAAAUCUAUGACCCUGUCGUCUGCGGUCCCUCCCCUUUUCUGGACCUCAGUUUCCUUAUCUGUAAAAUGAGGGGGUGGGACUAGACCUCCUCUCAAGUCAGCUCAAAAAACAUGAUCCUGGGGCAGCUAGGUGGCACAGUGGAUAGAGCACCAGCCCUGGAGUCAGGAGGACCUGAGUUCAAAUCCGGCCUCAGACGCUUAACACUUACUAGCUGUGUGACCUUGGGCAAGUCACUUAACCCCAAUUGCCUCAAUAAAAAAAAAAGAAAAGAAAAGAAAAGAAAAUGCAAAGACUUAAUACAACAACAAAAUCAAGGAUAUAAAAAAAAAAAAAAACAUGAUCCUUCUGGCCAAGGGGAACUGUUGCCCCCCCCCCACUAUAGUAGCAGACAAGAGUCACUCAAUUUGCACUUACUCCUCUAAUUGGAAAAACCCUGGGUCCAGAGUGGGCUGUUCUGGCCCCACCCCCACUUCAGCCUCGCCAGACUUCACCUUUUCUCUGACACCUCAGUUUAGCCUUUCUCUAUGCCCACCUCCCCCACCUUGUCCGGCCCUGCCAGAUUCAGGAUUGGUCCCCCAGACAUUCCAAAAAGCUUCACACCACUGGAUCGGGACCUCGGCGGGGGGCUGAGGCUUUGGGGAAAGGGGGAAGGGCUCAGUCUGUGUGGAAGUGUUGGCUCCUAGGAUGUCUUUGUUCCUCAGGCCUCUUGAAAGUCAGUGUUAAUGACGCAGAAACUGGAGAGGGUAAGGGUCUUUCCUCCACCACCCACUCCUGGGAGCCCCGCCCACCCCUUAUUCUAUGAUUAUGGCAUGCAGCCUGCCCUAUCCCCCUCCCCCCAGUGAACCAGGAUGAUGGGGCCUGGGGAGGAGAGAGGAAUUGAAGGGUAUUUGAUUUGGGGGAUGAAACCAGAAGUGGGGGCCUAUGGGAAGGAUUGCUGUGAACGUAGAUACUUGUUUCCCCUGCUACGAUAACCUGACCUGUGGUAUUACUGUCUCUUGUCACCAGCCUUGUUUCAGUGUGUAUAUAUGUCGGCCCCGUGAUGCAUAUAUACACAGGUAUUAAAUAUAUCACUCUAUAUAAUAUUACAUAUGUGUGUGGUAUCCAAGGAAUUGCUUGUAUGGAAGGAGAAGGAUAAAGGACUUGACUGGGAAAUGCAGCAGGACCCCUGGGUUUUAUUUGUCUUCUCUCUCUGGGAGCAGGGGGAGGGGGAGCUGCUGCCCCCUUAGACCAGCGGGGAGGGUUGGAGGUCAUGGAACCGGCAGGAUUUGGGUGGUGUAGCUGGCUCUGUCCAUUGUCUUCCUUCUCUACUCAGCUUGAGGGAGGCAGAAGAGUGGAGAAAAGGUGUUCUUAACCAAAGGGACAGGGCCCAGUUUAGCUGGAGCUGCCAAGCUUCUGAAACCUAGAGGUCCGACUCUGCCUGUCUCCUUUAGAGAAGUGAUCCUGCCCAUGGGUGUCCUGAGAAGAGGCCCAGGAUUUGGGUUUGAGUCCUAGCUGGACUGUUUAUCACAUGUGGCUGAUUAUAAAACCUCCCUAGGCCGGGUUCCUCGUCUGCCAAACAAAGACAUUGGACCAGCCGCCAGGCUCUGAGAUCUCUCCCAGCCCCAGACCUACCCCCGUGCAUGGGAAAAAAGAAAACCAACCCAAAGGAGGCCACGUCCCCCUUGGGCCAGGGGUGCCUCUUCCCUGGGGUGGCCGUUUGCACCCACCUAGAAAGCAGGUAGAUACAGAUCAGAGAGAAAAAGAUUGGACAGAAAAGAACUGUAAAUGGAGAGGAAUAAACGAGAGGGUAAUUUGAAGGUGAUGGAAAGGAUUGCAAUGGUCUUCAGUUUUAGUUUCUGAAAUCCAAGCUCAGGGUUAGAACCAAAACCACCAGGCUGCUCCCAGACAGGCAAGAGUGAGACCAAGGGGAGAUGCAUGUCUGCAUAUAUGUGUACAUACAAGUGUGUGCAUAUAUGUAUAUAUACAUGCCCACGUGUGUGGAGUCACACCUUCUCCCCGAAGCAGUAUAAGUCUGCAUGGACUGCUGGGGCAACAUGUUCAAAAUGAAUGAAGAGGGGAAAUGUCGCAUUUCACAGCCAGGUAAUGAUGGGGUUAAUAGUCCUUUAAAAUGUUUGUGUAUUAAAAAUUUUAAGAAUACCACACUUUAAUAUUAAAUAUUCAUAAGACCCUAGUAUCUGGAUAAUAUUGUAGAUGUUUUAAUAACAAUUUUUUGGUCCUUCUUAAAAAUAAAGCAGACAGAACUUGCAUCUUUUAGCCUUUGUACUAGAAAAUAAAAGUGCACUUUAACCCUGG